This is a messenger RNA of Dioscorea cayenensis subsp. rotundata (Guinea yam), 960 nucleotides long. RefSeq lists its product as uncharacterized. The record is from RefSeq and is a predicted model, not a curated record. Lineage: Eukaryota; Viridiplantae; Streptophyta; Magnoliopsida; Dioscoreales; Dioscoreaceae. The transcript is spliced from 4 exons. Gene Ontology annotation, biological process: regulation of DNA-templated transcription. Bases 1 to 960 code for a protein of 319 amino acids.
AUGACUUCUACACAACAUAGUGAAAGUAUCAACUCAUUUUUUGAUGACUUUGUUAAUGCACAAACUCCAGUGGAUAAGUUUGUUAUGCAAUAUGAUAAGGCUUUGUUUGCUCAAAGAAAUGAUGAAGAAAAUGAAGACUUCAAGACAUUGGACUCUAUAUCUAUAGCUAAGUAUUACACAAGUCAUCCAAUUAAGAAGCAUGUAGGAGAAGUGUAUACAAGAGCUUUGUUUAAUAUCUUUCAAGUAGAAUUACGAGAAAGUGAUAUUAUGCUUGCCAAAUGGGUUCGAGAUGGGUUUGAAAAUGCAAAAUAUAUAAUUUGUAAUCAAACUGUUGUGUUUAGCAAAGAUUGUAAUGAAGAUGGUGAGCCUUCCGCUACAUGCUCUUGUAAGAAGUUUGAUAGAGAAGAUAUGUAUGAGAAAAUCAUGGCUAAGCUUAAAGACAUUUUUGAAAUCCUUGAUGAAAUGUCUAGUACACCAGAACAUAGAUUGUGCACUGGACAAAAUGAGGAAAAUCAAGAGAUUAUUGGUUCCUUUUCUUGCCUUGGCUUCUCAAGUGAAGAUAAUGUUUGUAGGUCAAACAUUAGUAUUCUUGAUCCAAAACCUGUCAAGAGCAAAGGUCGACCAAGAGCAUUAUCUUUGGAUUUCAGGAAACAAGCUAACAUUAUCAAAUACCAGAGCAUAGGUAAUGUCGCCAAGGAGGGAGAUCAGAACAGGCUCGUCUUUGAACAUGUUGCUCCAGAAGAAUUUCUCAAGGCUUCGACGGUGAAGAGGCUGAAGACAAGAUUAGAUCUAGUAGCCACAUUAACGACGGCGGCGGUGAGGGGGCUGAAGGCUUCGACGCAGGCACUGUGGAUGGAAGAGUCAUGGUCAUGGAGGUGGCGGAGGACAACAGAGAAUAGGCUUGUCAGGAGGACGGGUGUCAGAGAGAACGGAGAGGAAGGAGGAAAGGGAGGAGGGUGA